CAAACAAACUGCAAGUUUGGAAGUAAUGUUCAAAUGCUACUAAUCUCGCUCCACAUGUGGCGCAACAGAGCACAAGGGAGCAGGAAAUAAUUGUUUGUGGACCACAAAUUGUGGUUUAGUGGAAAGUGUAUAUACGUGUUAUAUAUUGCAACGUGGAGACGUUAACGUUUAUAUGUUGCAAAAUCCCCUCCGCAACACCAUCCAGUGUAAUUACGUUGCUGGGUAGGGAAAAUUUCAAGUUAUGACUUUGGUUUAAAAUAUUGCUUUGGCAAGAAAGCAAAGAUGUCAUCCACACAAGAUGUAAUUGAUGAUUUUAUCAACAAUGCUGAAAAAUUAUACGACCAAAAUAUAAAGGGUGAAGAUGGAUUUUCAGUGGAUUUUCAAAAACUAAAACACCUUUCCGCAUCAUUAAAAAUAAGUUCAGAUUCCCAAUACAAAUCAAGUGCUGGUGAAAAACCUGAAAAUAAAAAGAAAAACCGAUAUAAAGAUAUAUUACCAUUUGAUACAACAAGGGUCAAGUUAUCCACAAUCAACAAUGCUUCAGAUUAUAUUAAUGCAAGUUUUAUAAAGGGCACAGAUGGAAAAAAUAGUUACAUUGCUUCACAAGGCCCACUUCCACACACUGUGACUGAUUUUUGGCGAAUGUUGUGGGAAUAUAGGAUUAGUACAAUUGUGAUGGUGUGUAGGGAAAUUGAGCUAGGAAAACAGAAGUGUGAAAGGUAUUGGCCUCAAGAACAGGAAUUAAAGCAGUAUGAUGACAUCUUAAUCAUCCUGACUCGUGAGGAAAACAGUGAACACGGCUUCGUUAUUCGCCACCUUGUUGUACAGAGAGGCCAGGAAAAACGAAAAAUAUCCCAGAUCCAGUAUAAAGCUUGGCCUGACCACGGUGUGCCAAGAAUAAGGGAUGAGAUCUUAAAUAUGAUAAAGUACGCCCGUGACAUUCAACCUUACAGCAUGGAUUCCCAAGUUCCCCUGUGUAUUCACUGUAGUGCUGGAUGUGGAAGGACAGGAGCAGUUCUCGCAAUUGAUUAUUUUAGGAACCUGUUACUGCAUAAGAAACUGCUAAGAAGCAUUACAGUGUUCAACGUUGUGGCGGAAAUGAGAAAACAAAGACCAGCAGUCGUACAAACAAAGGAUCAAUACGAGUUCGUUCAUCUCGCUGUUUCGGAGAUGUUCGUUAAAUAUAUAAAGGACCAAGGAGGUGUGUCUAAUUCAAGCCUCUCCAGGGCAUUGGUGUCGAAAAACUAUGAAAAUGUGACAAUAACUCCAAAACCACCACCGUCGUCUCAAAAACCCACAUCUGCUGGAAAUAACGACGAACCGGGUCGUCCUUUUGAACAAGCAAAGCACCGCAAAAGCUUGAACCAAAAAGAUAAUCAAGUGAUGUCACCGAUGCAUAGGCCUGAAGAUUUCCUUGGCCCCCCACCUCCCAAACCCUCCCGUGGCGACAGACCUCAACGUGGAAGUCCAUUGACCAGGCCGGUGUCGAGCUAUGAGACGUCAAAUUUCCGCUACGGUGGUGGUCAAUUAAACAAACCUAACCAAGAUGGUGGGAGGAAAAUGAGCACACCAGCUUUAAAAGAAACCCAGCAGCCUUCAGCUAAGCCAGCAGUAAGGAAACAGCUGUCUAAUAACAGCCCACCUGUCAAGAAGACGACAGCCUUGCCCAUGCGACCUAAUACAGCAAGCAACUCUACAUAUCCACCAAACCAAAUAUCCGGGGCCAUGUCGUCAAAUAUUAAACCGAAACCAAGGUCACAAGCGCCAACUGGUAUAUCCUUAGCAGAUUACACGAAAGCCGCAGGUAAGCCCGACGCCUCCAGUAAACCAAUUAAACACAUGCCUGCUGCAUCAUCCAUUUUGUUUGCACCCAACAAGCAUGAUCCUAAGUUACCAGGUUCGAACCCCAAACCCCACGACAAGGUACCUCCCGCUAUAAAACCAAAACCGAAUAAAGCGUUAACAAAACCAGAAGAGACAAAAGUUCCCGAAUCAAUUGAAGCUCGAAAGCAAAGACUGUGGCCACAAGGGUUCCAGAAAGAAACAUCUCCAAUGCAAAAGUCCAACGUCUCCGCUUCCGUAUUUGACUUGCGCGACAUACACGAGCAACCGCCAAUCAAACCAAAGAAGCAAUUCAAACGAACGGCGUCUGUGGACCGAGAUAUACGCUCACCGGCAACCGCUGCUUUACACCAAAGUUCCAAACCCGAUACCCGAAACAGUUUCCACUCAAGAAACAACAAUAACAACAACAACAGUAAAGUGAAUGCUGCUAAACACAAGUUUGAAGCAGUCAAGCCUACAGAAAAAGAUACAGAUAAACCUGCCGUAAAAAAGUCAGCCAUAACGUCCAAAACGAACCAAUUCAUCACAACCGAUCAUAAAACCAACCCAGACUCCCAGAAAAUCUCUACCACGCCUGUGACGACCACGAACAGCACUGGAGCAUACACGGACAUCGUAACCAACACUACCCACGAAGUAGCACGUACCAGUCCUACCUACAACGUUCUACAACGCUCCAUAAAAGACAAAACAGCAACCCCAGCCUCUUAUGAAGUCGUAAAACCUCUUGCCCCCGAAAAACCAAAGCCCCCAGAAAAACCAACCAAACCAGAUGCAACCGAAAACCUUUACAACAGCUUCCAAAGAACAGUCCGCCAUAAGCCCAAACUUACUUGUGCAUCUCCAUACAGCAGUAUUGAUAUCCGAAGUGCAUCUGAAAGCAGUUACCUCCACAGCAAGUCCAACCACCUUCCUAUUGCUUUGGGCCCAAUGCCCUACCGCACUCCCAUAAGCUCUACAUCCUCAAGCGUCUUUGAAACAUCACCCACAACAGAACCUACCCAUGACCCUUACUCUGCUGUAGCCCAUGAUCCGCAUGGUUUGGUUGUAACGCAAGAUAACAAGCCCGCCUUGACUAGUAAACCACAGCCUCCAUUGAAGCCAAAACGUACAAUCAAACGCAACAACAAUCCAUACAAAGCUCAAACCACCGAAGACAAGGCUGUUGUAAACUCUGGAGCCGCGAGUCCUACAUCUCCAAGAGAGCUGUACGCGUCAGUAGGUGGGAAAUACGCCGAGAUAACUCUUCCCGAAUCGUCCAUGUACUCUGCUAUAUCCCGGGACGAAGCCGAUGGCCCAAUGUACGCAUCCGUGGCCCGCGAAUCUCCCGCAGACACGAUGUACUCUGGCAUUACCCGCGACGAACCGGCGUACUACAGCGUACCUGCUGAAAGCAUGAAUUUGUCGCACCCUACCCAAUUCACUGGCAAACAAGUAAACAGUGACUACUCCGAAAUUUCAUCCCAGGAUUCAAACUCCAUUGCCAACCCAGCUUACAACCCAAGUUUGCUACCAGAAGGCAACGUACCUGCCCGGAUGCCCACGCGUUCGUCAGUUGAUAUGCCACCACUUCCUGAGAGGACUGCAGCUUCGUACCAAUGCAUUGACCCAGACGAUUACUCGCUCGCCUCUGACCCCGCUGCAAGGCAAUACGAAGACUUGAAUUCAAACACCAAAUCUACCCAAGAUACUAAAGAACGUCGAUCUAGCAGUGCUGGUGGUCUGUCUGGUUACAAAGCCAAAGCAAAGAACGCAUUGGGAAAGACAACCAAUGUUCUGAACGAAGCAAUUCACCAAUUCUCUACUGGUCGUCAGAAAUCAGAAGACCUAAGCAGUCCACGGGCACGACAGCAAGGAUAUUCACAAGAACCGCAUAUGCUUAACGGGCAAGACAUAAGUUUCGGACACCGAUACCAAAUGAGACCGACCGGCCCUCGCCCCACCCCCAAUCAUUGGAAAUAAUGGCAACGUCCAAAAAUUUUAGUUUUAGCAGAUUUAUAUGGCAAACUUUUAAAUUUACUUUCAUUGUGACGUGUUAUGAAGCAUUGUGACGUCACGUUGUGAGCAACUGCGUGCCACCAACGCCUAAUCUAAUGCAUCACUUAAUGUAGUCUAGCAACAGAAUCAUGCCUGCCAAGGUCUUAAUACUCUAAUAUGGAAAUUGUGCCGAACAGCGCAGACCUGAUCGUGUUGUUUUUAUUCCACGGUUUGCACUUUAACUCGUAUUUUCUCGCCUUUAAUACUCUGCAGCAUUGUAUUUAACCAUCGACAUUGUAUCCCAAGUGUUAUUGAAUGUAAUCUUUAUCCCUUUCGCAUUUCUACCAAAAGUAUCACUAAUGCUGAAAAGACUAACGGCCUUUAAACUUUGCUCUUAAAAGUGUCACCUUUAAACCCAAACUUAAGACACGUUUUGUAAACCCAUUAGCACUAAAAGCCCUAAUACAUUCCUUCAAUUACUUUUUAAAGCAAUUGAAGCUAUAUAAAACCUAGUGUGGGGACCCCUUUCAAAUAGCUUUAUAACCGUUCACCCCGCUGUACAUAAAAUAAGCCAAGAUUGGCUUUAUAAUUUAUCACAUAGUGUCAGUGUGUAAAAUCACCGCCACUGUAAUUGGCAGCUUCAUCCGCACUUGUUUAUUAUCGCGAAUGUAUUGUGUCUUUAACCCAUCGUCGCCCAUUUCGUUAAUUAUCAAUUUCUUUCGACCGACAGUAAAUGCAGUCUGUUUAUUUAAUCGGGCACCUAAUCUAACCCCGUGCAAUAUUAACACCAUUAUAAUGACUAUAAAUUAAAAGACCGAGACUUUUUUAUCGUUAUAUACCUUAUAUCGUCUUCCUUUCGUUCUCGUCGUUCAGUUUUAAUCCGUUCAUGUUCCGUUCAAGAUGAACGACAAAAUACAAGCAUCUUGCUUUCA
Ciona intestinalis (vase tunicate) is the source of this 4754-nucleotide messenger RNA. The record is from RefSeq and is a predicted model, not a curated record. Lineage: Eukaryota; Metazoa; Chordata; Ascidiacea; Phlebobranchia; Cionidae.